AUGGCUGUGGAUUUUUCGAGCGACUCGCCUCUGGCGAUGCAGCUGCAACAGGUAGUCCAGCCCAAGCUCGCUGAGUUUGGAUGGACGACUGGCGGCGAAGACACGACGCUUUUCGAGUACAUUCUCCUUAUGCUGGCCAACGACAAGAACGAAGCGCAGGUCGCAUCAGAACUCUCAAAUGAUUUGCUCGACCUGGGUCCGGAGAACACAGAGACACAGCAGUUUGCGCAGUGGUUAUUCGAGCAAAUCGAGCACCUGAAGCAGUCGAGCGGCGGCAAUGCACAGGUCUCGCAGUCAGUCGAAAACCAGAUGGACGGCUCAUCAAACGACAACAUGGCGGCAGCGCAAGAUACAGACAUGGAAGGCGCGUCAGAAGGACAAGGCAAUAUGUAUGAUACCACCCCAAUUUCCCGCCGCUUUGGCGCAGCCACUUGUGCGAGAAAUCGCUCAAAGGAGACCACGCAAGCGCGCAAAUGCCGAUCUGAGGCCAACGCAAAGCAUGCGAUGGCUCUUCUGCGCUCACAAUCCUUCGCGUGCCACAAUGACCAGAUUCUAACUGUGAACAGUCCUACAGGUCCCAAGGCUAUGCGUAAUGGUAGCGGCGCCCAAGCAGCACGUCCAGCGCGCGGCGGUCGAAUGCUCAAUCAGCUUAACAAGAACAUGGACCGCAACAACGACUCAGUAUUACAUCGCGUACGUGGCGCCGGCGGCGGCGUUGGAAGAGUGAACGCACACGCCCGUGAUCCACCGAAAGGCCCACGAGGCCAGAACAUUGGUCGCGGAAUGGAAGCCAUGGCCAACGGUCGUGGUAUGGGCAAUGCCAACAUGAACAUGGGGCAAAACAACGCUGGUAUGAAUGGUAUGGGAAUGGGCGGUAUGCCAGGAAUGCCUAUGCCGGGAAUGGGCGGUCAGAACAACAUGCCAGGCAUUGGCCUAAACCCGCAACAGCAAAUGGCGCUCAUGCAGAUGUACGAGCACCAGGCGCAAAUGAUGCAACAGAUCUUCUCCGGCGGCCAGCCAGCUGGCUUCGUCAACCCCAACUUCCACAACAACCGUAAUGGACCUAAGAAGCCAUUGCACCAACGUAUAGAUCGGUCACACCAGGGCGGCAGAGGCAUGAACCCGAACGCCAAAACUUUCCAGAAGAAGGAGGGCGAGGACGAGACUAUGGCUGAUGGCCCAGCUGGAGAGAACGGCAGCGGUAUGGACGUCGAAAUGCCUUCUGGGCGACCAGAUCCGUCUUCCACCAUGUGCAAGUUCAACCUGCGAUGCAGCAACCCCGACUGCCACUUUGUCCACCAGUCUCCCGCCGCGGCACCUGGCACACCUGUCGACAUGAACGAUACGUGUGAUUUUGGAGCGGCGUGUAAGAACAAGAAGUGUGUUGGCAAGCAUCCAUCGCCCGCACAGCGACAAAAGUUCCAGUCAGAGCAGGAGUGUGCAUUUUGGCCCAACUGCCGCGAUCCCUCAUCCUGCCCUUACAAGCACCCUACUGCGAAGCCAUGCCACAACGGCGCCGACUGCACAGUGGAAGGUUGCAAAUUUGGCCACAGUGCCAUUAUGUGCAAGUUCAACCCGUGUUUGAACCCCCGCUGCUUGUAUAAGCACGAGCCCGGUCAAAAGAAGAACACGACCAAUGUUUGGGUUGCUCCUAAAGAGGGUGAACAUGUUAGCGAGAGGAAAUUUGUUGACGAUGAGCAAAAAGAGGAGCUUAUCAUCCCUAACAAGGACCAGGAAAUGCAACAGGCCCCGGCGAACGAGAGUGUGGAUGUGCAGUCAUAG
Molecule: messenger RNA, 1782 nt
Organism: Alternaria burnsii
Lineage: Eukaryota; Fungi; Ascomycota; Dothideomycetes; Pleosporales; Pleosporaceae
Exons: 1
Coding region: 1-1782 (593 amino acids)
Biological process (GO): regulation of mRNA stability
Cellular component (GO): nucleus; cytoplasm
Molecular function (GO): poly(A) binding
Source: RefSeq, a predicted model, not a curated record